GUUUGGGUUUGAAAUAUGCUAUCAGUUGUGUUUGGAAGGACUUCUUCAGUGUAUCAUCCAGAUGAAACAAUCACUGGAGAUGUAGUGCUUAAUAUACCGACACAGUGCACAAUUCUUGAUCUCACAAUAAAUUUUUGUGGUGUCUCUUCACUUAGCCUCAUUAUUGCUGAGGGAGAAGAUAAUAAAUGUGAGAAAUUGGAGGUGGAAGAAUCAGACAUGCAUUUGGACGUGUUUAAUCACUUACUGGAUGUUAGAAGUUAUAGAGGAGUAGAACUGGAGCCAGGAGUGUACACCUACCCUUUCAGUCUCCGUUUGCCUUCUCACCUACCCUCUUCUCACGUCAGCACCUAUGGCAACAUCACUUACUACUUACAUGUCCAUCUUCACUCAACCACAUCCACGCAGCACUUCCGCAAACCAUUCUACCUUGUCGCCCCAGUCAACAUCAACAUCUUCGAGGCCUUUCAGAGUCUUCAGAGUUCAGAGGUCACCAAGAAGUACGGUUUGUUCAACAGACCAGUGAAGUUGAAAGCUUCCGUACCUCGCUCCUGUUACGUCCCUGGAGAUGUGGUUUCAGUUGUCGUUGAGGUCAGCAAUGGGACCAGCAAAACACUGGAGUAUCUGUUUUGUACUUUGAAGCAGGUCACUACAGUGUUUGCACAUCUGGACGACAAGACAGUGAGCCGAGUUACCAAGCAGUGUUUGAAGACUGAAGCCCUCAAGACAACACGCAGUAACAGACACCACAGCUGGGUUUGUCAAAUGUCUACUUCUCCCUCCCUUACUCCCACUAUAGCCAACUCAUCUCUUGUACUGGUCACAUACUGCAUACAGGUUUCCGGGAAGCUGACUGGUGUUCCUGUCCCACCUGGAGUGGAGAUUCCGAUAGUUUUUGGAACGAGAACUCCAGUGCAGCCAACAGAUCCGAUUCCACAUUCUCUCACAGCCAAUCGCAGAGUGAGUCAGCAGAAUCUAGAGUCUAAUGUCCCCCUGCGCAGACGACGCUACACUAUUCAGCCUCCGCCCAAGCCGCAAGCACCACCAAGGCGCAUCAGCCAUCAGGUAUACAGCACAGCGGCGACUCAUCGUAUCAGCAUCUCCUUGCAGCCGUUUGAAGAAGGGAAACCAGAACUUUACCAAUCUGAGGUCUGAAUUGCUUAAGAACAACAUUUUCCAUUCUUAAAUAGUAUCAUAGACAAACCAACACAAGUAGACUUCUCAACCCAUUGUUAAACUUGAAGCUUGUUUCUCGUGUCUAGUUCAUGUUCGUGACACUGAUCGCUAGUGUCGAUAAAAUUUUGUUUCUUUUAGGGUUGAUUUCAUUAUUUGUGCUUUACUAAACUGUUUGGUUACAUAAUUAGGGGACGAGUAAUUGUUUAUGACUAGAUUGUUUUAUUUGGUUAAACGAGAUUUUAAAUAAUUGAAAUAACAAAUUGUAAACAAAAACGUGAAUCCAGGAGCACCGGAUGGAAGUAACCAUGAAAUUGGCUUCAGCUGAUCCGUAAGGAUGACAAAUCUACUUAGGGAGUAAUCUAUGAUACAAGUACUUAUAAUGUUGUUUACGCACACUACACUGUUUUAAAAAACUUCCCACGCAAAGAUUUAGUCCAGAAAACAGCUGUUUGCCACUAGCUUAAUCAGGGGUUUCAUUACGUACUGCUUUAUUGAAAUGAGUUUUUACGGACAUAAGCUGAUUGUAUUUGGCAAUGACUCCAAUGAGUGGUUAUAUACUAAAACAUAACCCCUCUUGAGGUUAU
Messenger RNA from Macrosteles quadrilineatus (aster leafhopper), 1757 nucleotides. RefSeq names its product arrestin domain-containing protein 2-like. The transcript is spliced from 6 exons. The record is from RefSeq and is a predicted model, not a curated record. The coding region runs from base 16 to 1152 and encodes 378 amino acids. Gene Ontology annotation, cellular component: cytoplasm. NCBI's taxonomy places the organism in Eukaryota, Metazoa, Arthropoda, Insecta, Hemiptera, Cicadellidae. Gene Ontology annotation, biological process: protein transport.